AUGGCCUCUAAUUGCUUGAUUUUCCUUUUACUUUGCUUAUUCGUUUCAUUGUCAUCAGCAUCUCUUAGAUUGGGUUUUUGUAAAUCAUCUUGUCCCUCAGCAGAGGCAAUUGUGAGACAAGCAGUAAACAAAGCUGUCUCUCAAAAUCCAGGGAUAGCUGCAGGCCUCAUUAGGAUGCAUUUCCAUGACUGCUUUGUUAGGGGUUGUGAUGCUUCUGUGCUCAUAAAAUCCACACCGGGAAACGCAGCAGAAAGAGAUCACUUAGCUAAUAACCCUAGUUUACGCGGUUUUGAGGUGAUUGAUGAGGCCAAAGCACAGAUUGAAGCUAUAUGUCCUCACACUGUGUCCUGUGCAGACAUUCUUGCUUUUGCUGCUCGCGAUAGUUCCUACAAAGUUGGACGUAUAAACUAUGCUGUUCCAGCCGGACGUCGCGAUGGGCGUGUUUCUAUAGCUGAUGAAGUCGCACAAAAUCUGCCUCCUCCUUUUUUCAAUGCACAGCAGAUUAUUGAUAACUUUGCCCGAAAAGGGAUGUCGGUUGAUGAGAUGGUGACACUAUCAGGAGCACAUUCUAUUGGUGUCUCACAUUGCUCUUCAUUCGACGGCCGCCUUUAUAACUUCAACGAAACUCAAGCUUCAGAUCCCUCAAUGGACCCUAGAUAUGUUGCUUUCUUGAACACCAAAUGCCCACCACCAAGUGAGAAUAUAGAUCCAACUGUGGCACUUGAUUCAACACCAAAUCGCUUGGACAAUAAAUACUACUUGGAGCUAAAGAACCAUCGUGGAUUGUUGACUUCAGAUCAAACACAGAUGAGCAACCCUUCUACACAAAGGAUGGUGUUGAACUAUGCAAGGCAUGGAGCAACAUGGGCUGCUAAAUAUGCCAAGGCAAUGGUGCAUAUGGGUUCCCUUGAUGUUCUUACCGGUAAACACGGUGAAAUUAGAAGGCAACGUUGUAUAGUGAAUUAA
Dovyalis caffra is the source of this 966-nucleotide messenger RNA. The record is from the annotation of a GenBank genome assembly. NCBI's taxonomy places the organism in Eukaryota, Viridiplantae, Streptophyta, Magnoliopsida, Malpighiales, Salicaceae.